AUGGCCCAGACAAUUCAGGAAGCUCUCGCUCACCGAAGCGGCAGACAAACAACUCCAGAAGGUCAGCGUGUGGAAUACCUCAAUACCGUCGAGGCUUAUGAUAAAUGGGCAGAGGUCUACGACACAGAUGGAAACUUCCUCCAAGCCCUUGACACAGUUGAAAUGAAGGAAUUACUCCCGCGGUUUCUAGGCCUUGUUCGAGCCCAGGACCAGACGGAAAUAGAACCCGGUAAUCACCAUCCAGGCAUUAAAUUAGUAGACUUGGGCUGUGGUACAGGUCGGAAUACCCUACAGUUGGCCAAAUCAGCGUCCAAGGAUGCCCGGAUCAUCGGACUGGAUGCGUCGUCGGGCAUGUUGGGGGUUGCUAGGGAGGCUCUUCGGUCAAAGUUGGGCAUCGUGGGUGGUGAUGAGGUUACACUAGAUUUGGGCGAUGGUGCGUCUGGAUUGAUUUCUACCCUUGUGCUGGAACAUAUUCCCGGGGACAAGUUCUUUGAGGGUGCUGCAAGGCUGAUUAAACCCGGAGGAUAUUUUCUUGUGACAAAUAUGCAUACGGAGAUGGGGACAAUGAGCCAGGCUGGAUUUGUGGAUGCGAAGACUGGGAAGAAGAUUAGGCCCACAAGUUAUGCGCAUAAGGUUGACGAUGUGGUGGUUUCUGCAGAGCGCUUUGGGUUCGAGCCUGUGGCGCUGGAUGAGGGAGGACAGAGAGUAAGGGAGAGGAGCGUGGAUGAGGCCAUGGUGGAAGGGUUGGGGGAAAGAGCGAAGAAGUGGGUGGGUGUUACGGUGUGGUUUGGAAUUUGCUUUAGGAUGCGGGUUGACUAG
Aspergillus versicolor CBS 583.65 is the source of this 819-nucleotide messenger RNA. RefSeq names its product class I SAM-dependent methyltransferase. Gene Ontology annotation, molecular function: S-adenosylmethionine-dependent methyltransferase activity. The transcript is spliced from 3 exons. The record is from RefSeq and is a predicted model, not a curated record. NCBI's taxonomy places the organism in Eukaryota, Fungi, Ascomycota, Eurotiomycetes, Eurotiales, Aspergillaceae. The coding region runs from base 1 to 819 and encodes 272 amino acids.